CGCACUGGCCUCUCGAGGUGUUUGUGGCUGACUUGGGUCGCGUCGAUCGAUUCUGACAGGGCACUUUUGGGUGACAACUGACACUGAGCACAAUGCAGCAGACCAACGGCGUCGAGGCAACCCUGGACUGAAGAGCAGCCUCACAUGAUGGCAAUGGUUGCCCAUCUACAAUCGACAACGUACCUUGUUCCGCGAGGCUUUGAGGCUUCCGUUGAUGUGCCCGGAUGUACGACCAAACGGUUCGUUGCCUUACUCUGCGUCGUACUUGACCCCGCUAGAGGUUACACAAUCACACUCGAUAAUGCUUAUGCAGAGAGAAAUAGCACAGUCCUUGAUGUCACCGGCGGCACAGAGACUACUUUAUCAACCGCAGACGAGACUAUUCACAAUCCGGCGGCAUCAAAGAUUCGCAUCAUGCCAGAAAUCCAAGGGUACCACUAUGCGCAGCUGAUGCGAUUGCGAUCCUAAGAAGAAGCAUACAGAAGUUCAAGGUAAGGUACUCCAUACGCCAUGCAAACUCUGUCGCCAGCAGGCGCACUCGGGAUGCCGAGCAUGUCUUAUCGCUCUUUGGGGAUGCCAUGCACAGAGGGGCAGCGAUAGGACCGCUUUGUCAAGGAGAGUUUCUUGUGUUGG
This is a messenger RNA of Colletotrichum phormii, 633 nucleotides long. RefSeq lists its product as uncharacterized. The coding region runs from base 145 to 468 and encodes 107 amino acids. The transcript has 3 exons. The record is from RefSeq and is a predicted model, not a curated record. Lineage: Eukaryota; Fungi; Ascomycota; Sordariomycetes; Glomerellales; Glomerellaceae.